CUCUAAUAGUUCUACUCACGAUUCUAAUAUUCGUGAAAAAGUUGAUGAAUUGUAUUUAGAAUCAAUGCAUUUAGAAAACUAUAAGCAUAUAAUUAUAAUAUUGCAGCAACAACUGCAAGAACAAGAAAAUAGAAAGCUCCUUAUAAUUAUGGAAUUUCAAUAA
Molecule: messenger RNA, 163 nt
Organism: Dentiscutata heterogama
Lineage: Eukaryota; Fungi; Glomeromycota; Glomeromycetes; Diversisporales; Gigasporaceae
Source: the annotation of a GenBank genome assembly